Molecule: messenger RNA, 8911 nt
Organism: Gekko japonicus
Lineage: Eukaryota; Metazoa; Chordata; Lepidosauria; Squamata; Gekkonidae
Gene: MKI67
Product: marker of proliferation Ki-67
Exons: 15
Coding region: 1-8715 (2904 amino acids)
Biological process (GO): regulation of chromosome segregation; regulation of mitotic nuclear division
Cellular component (GO): nucleus; chromosome
Molecular function (GO): protein binding
Source: RefSeq, a predicted model, not a curated record
AUGUCCAACUUUUCACUUUCAGGAAACUCUUUCUACAUCAGCUCAUCUGCUGAUGAAAUGCUGUACAUCUGCCAUGGAGCCCAGUGUGUGGAGAUUUUCCGUGGUGAAGAGAUGAUGUGUUCAGAUCUUAACUCUGAUCUUUCCUCACAGGUAAUAUCUCCAAAUGCAAAGAUGCCACUUUUUGGAAAAGUUGUUGUUAUUAAAAGAAAUGGGACUGAUGGAACUCAUUUUCCACUGACUGUAAAUUCUUGUACUUUUGGAAGGAAAAAAGAAUGUGACAUUCGAAUCCAGUUACCUCAAGUUUCCAAAGAACACUGUAAAAUUGAAGUCAAUGAGAAUAAAGAGGCAGUAUUGAUUAACUUAAGUACUGUGAAUCCUACACAACUGAAUGGGAGUAACUUUCAGCAACCUAUAUACUUAAAACAUGGAGAUGUACUGACUAUUAUUGAUCGUUCUUUCAGGUUUGAAUAUCCACCGGCACCACCUGCAAGGAAAAAGAUUUCCACUUCCAGAUCUGAAGAAAAGGAAACUUUGCAGGUGAUUCCAUAUGAGAAACUUAAUUGGGAAGGUCAGACAAAUAAUGGGAGUGAUGAGCAGAGAACUCAAGAUACUACCAGACAAAAAGAUGAGUCUACAUGUAAAAUACGCAGAUCAGGCAGAAAAAGCAUGUCUCCUUUUAGCACACUUUACAACCUUAUGAAACAUGAAGUUGAUACAAAACUAACAGAAGAAAGCUUCAGCAUUAAGCUCUCCAUACAGCAAAAAGCAGAAUAUUCACCCAGAAAAGACAAAAGAAGCAUUGCUGCUUCUCAGACUCCACAGAGGAUAUCUGUAUCUGGUGAAACAAUUCAGAUUGAAGAGACUAAAACAGCUUUGGAGAAUUUUAAACAGCCUACAGGUACUGAAAAUCAAGGAAUAAACAUGAUAGUAUCCAGAAGAUCUUCUAGAGUUCUUCAAAUCUAUGCUGCAAAUGAGAGACAAGACAGAGAAAAGAUAAAUCUAUUACAUUUCCAGAAUGUUAAAGAAAAUGAAGAUUCUGAAGUAAUUAAAAGUAGUAACAAUGAUGCAAGUUCAGGAUGUUUAUCUAUGUCAUGUAGCAUUGUAACCUUGGAAAAUAUAGAAAAAGCAAGCUGUUAUGAAAAAUCAAUAAGUCUGUCAACAGAGAUAGCCAAUGUAGAAGUAAAAACUAACCUAAAUACUUCUGGCUCUGUAGAAAGUGUUUUACCCAGGUCAAAAGCUGAGGGAGAGAGUCUUGAAACUUGUUCUAGUCCAUCUUCAAGACAGGCUAGUGGUAUGCUACAAAUUGAAUCAGAUCCUUUGUUAGGACUGAAGAGCAGGAAUAAUGAAUUGCUGGACACAGAACAGCCUUUAGAUGCACAACUUUUGGAAGAAACAAAAACAGAAAGUGAUCCACUACAAGAUGGACAUUUGGAAACAAUUGCCUGCUUGGUUCACCGUAAUGACAGUAAAAGCCCUCGGAGGAGUUCUAGACAAAGAAGAAAUUUUACAAAUACGGGUUCUGUAAUCAUGGAAGAGUCAUUACUAACAACUAAAGAUGUGUCACCUUUUAAAGGGGUAGCUGAAGAAAACAAGGUGAAAUAUUGGCCCCAGAAGAAUGGUGGUUACAUAGAGGAAAGGCCAACUACAAAAAACCUUGAGAAUAAUUUUGUAAUGAAAAAUACAGCAGGAUCUUCCUGUUUAUCUAAAAGGUGUCAUAAAAGCUGUGUCCGAAUGCCAUCUAAAGAUGUUCAGGAAAUGAACAUGUCAAAUCAGUGUAAUAUGAAGGAAGAGCCAACAAUCCAGAAAUCACCUCAAAAACGUAAACGGGGAGAAUUUGACUUAUCAGUUCAACCUCUUGGAAAAAGGAAGAGAGUAUCCUUUGGUGGUCACUUGAGUCCUGAAUUGUUUGAUAAGCAUUUACCUCCAAACUCACCACUCAAAAGAGGUGCAAUUCCAGCAAGAUUUAGUUUGCCAUGUGGAAAAUCACCUCAAGCAGUGUUGAAAAAAGCAUCGGAAUUUAAACCAUGUGUAAAGGGUUUCUCUGGAAAAGAUCAGCAGGAGAAUACAUUGCUGAGAAAGGGGUCCCCAGUGGCCUCGCCCACAGCCCAAAGGUCCCUAGCAAUGUUUUCUUGUAACUCGCCCCACAUGAGAGGGCGGUUCUCUGUUUCUCGUGUUGAUGUACCUUCUAUUAGUUCAGUAGAACAGAAUGUUCCUGCAAAAGAAAUUGAUGUAACUAAAGAAAUAAAAACUCCUGAAACUUCUCACCAAGAUUCCCAAAAUGCUCAGUCAGUAAGGAGAAGCGGCAAGCUUGUUUCAAAGAGAACUUCCUUGCACAGGAGGAGUGGUGCUAUGGAUGCUAUUCGUGCUAAAAGGCAAAGUGGUGCUUCUGAGGCCAAUUUGAUAGUUUCAAAGUCUUGGGCUGAAGUUGUGAAACAGGGUAUUCCAAAAUCACAACGAAGGACUACUCCUAAAUGUGGCCUUAAAAGAAGACCAACUAAGAAAAUGCCUACAAAAGCACUAAAGAGCAAUGUUGCUUCUUUAAAAACACCAACAAGAAAAGUCAAAGAUUACUCCACUACAGGCCAUGCAAAUUCUCCUGCUCCAAUUGUUGUAGGAAAAGCUCAUACUAGUAUAGUAAAGAUGAUUGCACAAGUCCCUAAAGUGAUGUUCAACUAUACUUUGCAGCAACAGCAAGACAUGAAUGAAAGUUUUACAGGGAUGACUGAGAUGUUCCAUACUCCACUGAACUGGAAGCAAGGAAGUGCUCUGUCUUCUGUGCAAAAGUCUAGUAUGUCAAGUCCAGAAGAAGCAUCAGAAAUUCACACUCCAGAGGAAUCUGGGGAGAUGACAGUGUCUACUUCAAAUCUAUCAAUCCAGCAAAUAUAUGACAAUCAAGAUGAAUCCCCCAUCCUGAGAAAAGUAUCUCAGAUUUCUACUGUUGGUCAACAUGAAUUGAAGGUUCCCAGAGGAGGGAGUUCUGCAUUAGACAAGACUGUAAGGGAAAAUAGCUCACUGGUAACAGGAGAAACUGUGGGAAUGGAAGAAAUGAUAAGAGAUCCAAAGGAAAAAUCAGAUUGCAUUGAGGCACAUUCAGGAACAAAGAGGCUUGUGAGGACCCCCAAGCAAGAGCCAAUGCUGACUGAUGCACUUUCAGGCCUUAAGAGGCUGUUCAGGACUCCCAAGCAAAAGCCAGAGCCAGUUGACGCUCUUUCAGGAGUCAAGAGGCUUCUCAAGACCCCCAAGCAAAAGCCAGAGCAGGCUGAGGCCCUUUCAGGAGUCAAGAAGCUGCUCAGGACCCCCAAGCAAAAGUCAGAGCCAGUUGAUGCUCCUUCAGGAGUCAAGAGGCUUCUAAAGACCCCCAAGCAAAAGCCAGAGCAGGUUGAGGCCCUUUCAGGAGUCAAGGGGCUGUUCAGGACCCCCAAGCAAGACCCAGAAUCAGGCAAGGAGCUUUCAGGAGUCAAGAGAGUGCUCGGGACCCCAAAGCCAGAGCCAGUCGAGGCCCUUUCAGGAGUCAAGGGGCUGUUCAGGACCCCCAAGCAAGACCCAGAAUCAGGCAAGGAGCUUUCAGGAGUCAAGAGAGUGCUCGGGACCCCAAAGCCAGAGCCAGUCGAGGCCCUUUCAGGAACCAAGAGGCUGCUGAGGACCCCCAAGCAAGACCCAGAAUUGGGUGAGGAGCUUUCAGGAGUCAAGAGAGUGCUGAGGACCCCCAAGCAAGACCCAGAAUUGGGUGAGGAGCUUUCAGGAGUCAAGAGAGUGCUCGGGACCCCAAAGCCAGAGCCAGUCGAGGCCCUUUCAGGAACCAAGAGGCUGCUGAGGACCCCCAAGCAAGACCCAGAAUUGGGUGAGGAGCUUUCAGGAGUCAAGAGAGUGCUGAGGACCCCCAAGCAAGACCCAGAAUUGGGUGAGGAGCUUUCAGGAGUCAAGAGAGUGCUCGGGACCCCAAAGCCAGAGCCAGUCGAGGCCCUUUCAGGAACCAAGAGGCUGCUGAGGACCCCCAAGCAAGACCCAGAAUUGGGUGAGGAGCUUUCAGGAGUCAAGAGGCUCCUUAGGACACCUAAUCACAAAGCAGAACCUGUCAAGGAUGACAUUUGCUCCAAACAUUUGAAUAGUCCAGAAGGAUUAUUUGGUCUUAAUAAUGUUACAAAAGAACAAAAGGAAAAAAUUGGACUUUUGGAAGAUAUGGAAGGAAUUCAGAGGCUAUUUAGGACACCUAAACAAAAAUUUGAACCAGUGGAAGAUAUGAUUGGUAUUUCCAGAAUAUUGAAGACACCAAAGCAAAAGUUUAUGCCAGUUGAUGACUAUUUGGGAUUGCAAAAACUUAUGGCUGAACCUAAGCAGAAUUCUCUCAGUGGUGAAAUAGACUACACGGGUGUUAAAGAACUGUUGGGACCUGUAGACGGAUAUCUGGUCAAAUUAUCAGAAUCUGUGAAUAAACCACAUGAGAUUUCCAGCAAUGAAUUUGAGUGCAAAGAAGAUGAUCCUGAAAGAGAAGAGUCUUGGCAAGAAACAGGACUGGAAGAUUCAUUUGAAAAAAAAUCUCCAAAUGCAAUGCCAAGGAAGCCUGAUGAUGGUCAUGAUGAAUUACAAGAUUACUUGGGACACACUUCAUGUAGCUCAGUUAAUGAUGUAAAGGGGGCACGUGUAGAAAGUAUUGCGACAGUCCAACUUGUAUCAGAAAUAUGCAAGUCAGAUGGGCUGGAUUUCCAAAGUGGAGCUGUUAUUGAUCUGAUUGAAGAAUCAUCUGUAAGGCAGGGCGAUCCAGUGGAAAUAAACGCAGAAAUAAAGGAACUAUUGGCUUCAGUUAAAAAACCAAGAAAAGGGAAAGCUAGUGAAUUCAGUUUUGUGGAAGAACGUGAUACAACUAAGACACCAAGGCAGACAAGAAAAAGUAGCAGAGCCAAAUCAGUGAACUGUAUGCAAAUAAAUGAAAAUUUUGAUCAGAAUAUUCCUGAAACUAGUCAACCAAAAGAAUCAGACAGCAACCCCCUAGCACUUGAAAAUGAGACAACAGAAAGAUUAAGAGAAAAAUCUAUUGAAACAAAUGGGGAUAUGGACUUUGAUAACAUGAAACAUACUCAAAAACUAUUGGGACUUUCAAAGGAAAUGUCAGAUGAAACACAGCUGUCUGUUAGCAGGAGAAGGGUGGCAACUAAACUAAAUAGGCGAGCUGAAGAAGGCUUGCAUUUAGAAGAAAAUGCAACAGACCAAGAAUAUGCAAAUCAAUUAAUUUCAAAAACAUCUCUGAGAUCUAGAAAUCAGAAAAAUAAAGAUGAACCAAAGUCUGAAUUUACAAAAACAAGUCCCCAAGGAGAAAUGCAAAGCUCAAAUCUUGAAACUUCAAAGAGAAAUUCUGGAAACCAGCUACUUAAAAAAAAUACAAGGAGAAGAAAGGCUACCUCAGUAGAAACAGAAAUGGAAGACGUUGAUGGUGAGAAACACUCAUCACCUAAAAUUUGUAAACUGAAAACUUUGGAGCAUCAUCCAACAGAAAUGAAGGAGGGUGAAAUAAGGAGAAGGAAGAGGGGAAGGGUUUGUUUUCUGCUUGAGAAAGGUACUUCUGAAACUCCUGAAGAGAAAUGUGUGUUUGAUGGCGAAGGUGGUACUCAACAAGAACAAUACAGUGCAUUUUCUGAAAGAAACACUUCCCCUGUAAAAGAAAAUACAUCACCAAAAAACAAAAAGGAGGAAGCAGCUCCAGUUGUAUCACUAUCAUUUUGCACCUCGUUUUCUUCAGAGAUACUGAAGAAUGCAGCUGGUGAAUCCAGUUUUACAGAAGAACAUGAUACAACUAAGACACCAAGGCAGACAAGAAACAGCAGUAGAGCCAAAUUAACAAACUGUACGCAAACAAAUGAAAACUUUGAUCAGAACAUUCCUGAAACUAGUCAACCAAAAGAAUCAGACAGCAACCCCCUAGCACUUGAAAAUGAGACAACAGAAAGAUUAAGAGAAAAAUCUAUUGAAACAAAUGGGGAUAUGGACUUUGAUAACAUGAAACAUACUCAAAAACUAUUGGGACUUUCAAAGGAGAUGUCAGUUGAAACACAGCUGUCUGUUAGCAGGAGAAAGGUGGUGGCUAAACUAAAUAGGCGAACUGAAGAAAGCUUGCAUUUAGAAGAAAAUGCAGCAGACCAAGAAUAUGCAAAUCAAUUAAUUUCAAAAACAUCUCUGAGAUCUAGAAAUCAGAAAAAUAAAGAUGAACCAAAGUCUGAAUUUACAAAAACAAGUCCCCAAGGAGAAAUGCAAAGCUCAAAUCUUGAAACUUCAAAGAGAAAUUCUGGAAAUCAGCUACUUAAAAAAAAUACAAGGAGAAGAAAGGCUGCCUCAGUACAAACAGAAAUGGAAGCAGUUGAUGGUGAGAAACACACAUCACCUAAAAUUUGUAAGCUGGAAACUUUGGAGACUCAUCCAACAGAAAUGAAAGAAGAUGUAAUAAGGAGAAGAAAGAGGGGAAAGGUUUGUUUUUUGCUUGAGAAAGGUACUUCUGAAACUCCUGAAGAUAAAUGUGUGUUUGGUGGCAAGGGUGGUACUCAACAAGAACAAUACAAUGCAUUUUCUGAAUGCACUUCCCCUAUAGAAGAGGAUACAUCACCAUUGCUUAAUAUGCAAAUAUCUGUUGAGCAUAGUUCACCAAAAACACAAAAGGUAGCAGUACCAAAAAGGAACCCACCUAGAAGAGGUAGAAGCAGAGCAGCUUCUCCUAAGCCACCCACUGAGAAUGCCAGUAAAGUGACUCCUAAAAUUGAAAAACAGCCUAUGAGUGUUGAAAAUGCUAUUUUUUCAAAUGAGAAGCAUUCCAAAAGGGGUAGAGGGAGAAAGGUUGCCCCUGUAUCCCAAACACUGGAAACACCUACUGUUCCUAAAGAGGACCCAUCAACUGGAAGCUCUGUUUUUGCUCAAGGAGAGUGUUUGCAAGGCACUCAAAAUGAAAAUAAUUUUAAUGAAGUCCAAAAAGUAUGCUUGGACAAUAUUCAGGCUAUUGUAGAACACAUUCGACCUAAGAGACAAAAGGUAACAAGAGGGAAUUUGCUUCAGAAUGACAGAAGUAAGCAAGGAGUUUCACAUGAACCAGCCAUGGAAAGUGAUAAUAAAGAAAAUCCUGAUGUUGAAAACCAAGAUGUGGUUGUUGAAAAUGCUUUUACUGCAAAAGAGAAUCAACCAAAAAGGGGUAGAAGGAAAAAAAUUGCCUCUGUGACCCAAACAAGGAAAAACCUUACUGUUCCUAAAGAGGACACAUCAACUGGUAGCUUCAGUUUUGCUCAAAAGAAGUUUUUGCAAGAUACUCAGAAUGAAGAGAAAUCUGAUGAAACCCAGACCGUAGUCUUGGACAAUAUUGAGUCUUCUGUAGAACACAUUUUACCAAAAAGGCAAAAGGUGGCAAGAGGGAAUCUGCGUCAGAGAGGCAGAAGCAAGCAAGUAGUUUCUGAUGAACAAUCCACAGAAAAGGAUAAUAAAGACACACCUGAUGUUGUAAACCAAGAUAUGGUUGUUGAAAAUGCUUUUACUGUAAAAGAGAAUCAGCCAAAAAGAGGUAGAGGGAGAAAAGUUGCUGCUGUACCCCAAAUACUUGAAAGUAACAAUUUUCCAUACAAAGACAAAAGCGGAGCAGAAGAGCAAGCUGAAGCUUUGGAAAUAGCAACUACUGCAAAUAAGAAUCCAUCCCAUAGGGGCAGAUGCAGAAAAACACUUAUAACAAGCUCAGUUCCUUCCAGUAAAGAACCUAGAAUGGUCGAUAAUGUUAACCAGGAAGAAAUGGCCCGUGUGUUAAAAGAUGUGACAAAAGAAAAUGUGUCCAAAAAGGGUAGAAGAGAACUACCUGUUUAUGAAGCCCCAACAGAAACUAAUAUCCCGCAAAGAGCUACUGGUAGCAAACCAAUACGAGUAAAAGGCAAAAAGGUGUCUGCAGAUUCUCUCUUUGAAAGCCAGUCAAAGAGGAGUCAAGGGAAAAAUAUUGUUCUGGCAUUCCAAACACCUACCUCUCCUGCCCUCAAAAUAAGCAUCACUUUGCCUUCACCAUCAGGCAAAAAUGAAACUGCCAGUGAAAAUCAAAACUUAUUUAUAGAAAAUCAUGUUGCUGGAAAAGAGAAUUUGGCAAUAAAUGGCGGAAGAGAUAAGAAAAUAGUGCCUCGUUCCACAUCUGUCAGAAGAAAAUGCAAGCUUCCUAAAGAAGAGGAUGAGGGUCAGGAAAAUCAAAAUAUAAAUAUAGAAAAGCCAGGUGUAUCGAAUGACAAACGGAGCAGAAGAGCAAUGAGAAAAGGUGGUGCUCCUGAAAAAGGUGGAUUGCCUGAAGGUACUGAUGGUAUUCCUAAGGAUCAACAAGUGAUUAUGGCAAAUACUAUUUCUGGGAUGGAAGAUGCCUCACAGGGUAGGAGAAACCGAAUUCUUAAAGGAAAGAACAUGCCAAAACACAGUGACCAAAAGAAAGAUCUGGAAAUCACCACACUUCCCCAGGGAAAAGAAAAUUCAUCUAAACGAGGAAGAAGGAAACCGGUCAGCACUGAGUCAGAAACACACAGCACCAUUUCUGGCAUGAAGAAAUGCCUUUUUGCCGAAAAUAUGACAUCAGCGCCUGAAGCAGAGAACACUGAAAGUACAUUACAGAAAGGAAGAAGAAAGAAAAUGAAAGAAGAGCAUAUGUCAGUUAUCACUGAGUCUGCUGCAGAAACUCAAACCAAGAUUAUAGCAACCAGAAGGACAAGAAAACAAGUAUUAUAAUCUUUGAUAGUGGGCUCUAUAAUUUUUCUUCAGGGUAAAUGGGUGCGCUUCAAGAUUUUUUUAAAUGCAAGGUUGUAAAGUAUACUCUGGAUUUAGAUGGAAUACAUUCUACUUUAUAUAACUCACUUCUUGGCUAAUUGUUGACAUUGAAAAUAUGCAAAGCUGUGUAAAUUCUUAAAUAUUUUGUAGGAACUAA